AUGAAGGAAAAGGUGCAGAAGUUGGUGCCGGUGCACACCGGUCCCAAGGACAAUGAGCACGGCGUUCCCACGUACUGGUCAAAGAGUGGCCCAACGCUCCAAAAACUCAUCACAACUGUGGCGACGACUGAUUUCCUGCUAUUCGGUUAUGAUCAGGGUGUCAUGGCAGGCAUCAUCUCAUCGCCUGCUUUCGUUUCUGAUUUCCCUGAGGUUGAUGGCGACAGCACAUGGCAAGGUUUCGUCACGUCCAUCUACGCUGUUGGUUGCUUCUUAGGUGCCCUAUUUAUUUUGAGUUUUGGUGACCGACUCGGACGACGAUACUCCAUCUUCCUAGGCGCGAUUAUCAUGAUUAUCGGUGUCAUCAUCCAGAUCGCUUCUGUGCCCCCUAGUGGCGGCGCAACUGCACAAUUUAUUAUAGGUCGAUGUAUCACAGGCAUUGGCAAUGGAAUCAACACGUCGACUGUGCCAACCUAUCAGGCUGAGUGCUCACACGCGAAGAAUCGAGGCAAACUCAUUUGCAUUGAGGGUGGCAACGUCGCCGUUGGUACUUUGAUUGCUUACUGGAUUGACUAUGGAUGCACUUAUGGACCUCACCCAUUCGUAUGGCGAUUCCCGAUUGCUUUCCAAAUUGCCUUCGCUAUCGUCAUCCUCGUUCUUAUGCUCCGCCUACCAGAAUCCCCUCGAUGGUUGUUAUCACACGGUCGAGAGGCAGAGGCUGCUACAGUGAUCGCGGCGCUUGAGAACAAACGCCGUGAUCACGAGGUGGUGGAGAACCAGAUCACUGUCAUCAACGAUGCUAUUCGCGCUGCUGGCAUGGCCAGUGGAAACACUUCAUUCAGAGAGCUCUUUACCAACGGCAAGACUCAGCACUUCCGUCGUCUCUUGCUGGGUGCCGGUUCUCAAAUGAUGCAACAGUUGUCUGGUUGUAACGCUGUUAUCUACUACUUCCCUAUCCUAUUCCAGAGCUCUAUUGGAGUUACUGAGGACCUGGCAUUGCUGCUCGGAGGUGUCAACAUGGUUGUCUACGCAAUUUUCGCCAUGACCUCGUUCUGGUUCGUCGAGCGCAUUGGUCGCCGAAAGCUGUUUUUCAUCGGUACCAUCGGCCAAUGCCUGUCCAUGGUGCUCGUCUUCGGCGCUCUGAUCCCGGGCACUGCUUCAGCUGGAAAGGGUGCAGGUGUCGGUCUCUUCACAUACAUUGCAUUCUUUGGUGCCACUUGGUUGCCCCUCCCUUGGUUGUACCCAGCUGAGAUCAAUCCCCUCAAGACUCGCGCAAAGGCGAACGCCACCUCCACCGUUUCCAAUUGGCUUUGGAAUUUCUUCAUCGUUAUGAUCACUCCGGUGCUCAUCGAUGGUAUUGGAUGGGGUACAUAUUUGUUCUUCGCUGUGUUGAACGCCAUAUUCUUUCCCAUUCUCUACUUCUACUACCCCGAGACUGCUGGUCGCACUUUGGAGGAGAUUGACAUCAUCUUCGCCAAGGGUCAUGAGGAGAAUAUCAGCUAUGUCAAGGCUGCCAAGGAUCUGCCUAUGCUUGAUGAGCAAGAGAUCAGAGAAUAUGCCCAGAAGUAUGGUGUUGGCUCCGAUAUUGAGUCUGACGAUGGAGGUCGGAUCAACAGACCUUCUAACGAGAAGUCCGAGCUCGACAACGUUGACAACGGUAAUGCCUUGAUGGCAUAA
Messenger RNA from Truncatella angustata, 1674 nucleotides. Its product is annotated as general substrate transporter. The record is from RefSeq and is a predicted model, not a curated record. Gene Ontology annotation, biological process: transmembrane transport; carbohydrate transport. Bases 1 to 1674 code for a protein of 557 amino acids. Gene Ontology annotation, cellular component: membrane. Gene Ontology annotation, molecular function: carbohydrate:proton symporter activity. The transcript has 2 exons. NCBI's taxonomy places the organism in Eukaryota, Fungi, Ascomycota, Sordariomycetes, Amphisphaeriales, Sporocadaceae.